Messenger RNA from Spinacia oleracea (spinach), 1184 nucleotides. RefSeq names its product methylesterase 17. Gene Ontology annotation, molecular function: methyl salicylate esterase activity; methyl jasmonate esterase activity; methyl indole-3-acetate esterase activity. The record is from RefSeq and is a predicted model, not a curated record. The transcript is spliced from 4 exons. Gene Ontology annotation, biological process: jasmonic acid metabolic process; salicylic acid metabolic process. NCBI's taxonomy places the organism in Eukaryota, Viridiplantae, Streptophyta, Magnoliopsida, Caryophyllales, Amaranthaceae. Bases 54 to 857 code for a protein of 267 amino acids.
AACACCUUUGUAUUAAUCCAAGUUUUAUUUCUUUACACAAAAACGGUGCGAAGAUGGGAGAUGGGUGUGAAAAUAUUAGAGCGCCCUCAACUGCACACUUUGUGCUAGUUCAUGGCGCUUGCCAUGGAGGGUGGAGCUGGUACAAAAUCCGGUGCCUACUCGAAGGUGCCGGGCAGAUUGUUAGCUGCCCGGACCUCAGCAGCUCGGGUACUGACCCCUUAGAUGCUAAUACUAUCUUUACUUUCCAACACUAUAAUAAGCCCCUCGAUUAUAUUUUAUCCACCCUGCCACCCGGUCAAAAGGUAAUUUUGGUAGGGCAUAGUGCAGGAGGACACAGUGUUACAGAGGCCAUCCAAAAUUUCCCAGACAAAAUACAAGUUGCGGUAUUUGUUGGCGCUACCAUGCUCCGUAAUGGGUUCCAGACUGAACAAGAUAGAAUAGAUGGAGCGCCUGAUUUGUCUAAAUUUGGGGAAGUAUAUGACUAUACUUAUGAUCAAGGACGUGACAAUCCUCCAACCAGUGUCAUUUUCAAGAAAACAGUUCAGCGUGAGAUUUUGUACCAAAUGAGUCCUUUAGAGGAUUGCACAUUGGCAUCAAUGCUUCUAAGAACAUGUCCAGUUAGAGCUCUAAGUGGAGCCGUAUUUCCCGAAGGUAAGGAUUCUGAUAUGGUGCCACGUGUUUACAUCAAGACGUUACAUGACAAUGUCCUAUCAGUUGCGCAGCAGGAUGUGAUGAUCAAGAGAUGGCCACCGUCUGAUGUUUAUAGUAUUGAUAGUGAUCAUUGCCCCAUGUUUUCCAACCCCUCUCAUCUAUUUGGCUUACUUCUCAAGGUUGCUGCUAAAAUUAGAAAUAAUUAGCUUAAAGACCAUCAUCAGCGGAAGAAAUAAUUAACAUGACAACGGUCUGAUCGAUUCUCAACCCUUGUAACUUGCGGCAACUUUUGUGUAAGACCGCCUUAUUGGAAAGAUCACUUUGAUUGUUUAACUAAUUGGUUUUAUUGGUUAACUAAUUAGUUUUAGUGUUUAACUAAUUAUUUUCAUUGUUUAACUAAUUUGUUUCAGUGCUUAACUAAUUAGUUCAAGUGUUUGACUAAUUGAUUUUAUUGCUUAACUUAUAUGACAUCAAGGUGGUCUUUUCUGUAAGACCGUCUUAUAUAAAAAUUUGUAUGUAACUUGUAAGAGGAA